Molecule: messenger RNA, 1998 nt
Organism: Diorhabda sublineata
Lineage: Eukaryota; Metazoa; Arthropoda; Insecta; Coleoptera; Chrysomelidae
Exons: 8
Coding region: 650-1840 (396 amino acids)
Source: RefSeq, a predicted model, not a curated record
AAAGAAGUAAAUAAAAAAUAAAAGAAACGAAUUACUAAUUUUGUAUGGUUCUAUCACUAUUUUUAAUAACAAAAUAUUUUCACAUAUUAUGAAGUAUUGUGCAAUAAGGGAUUCGCAAUUCAUCCUUUGCUGAUAUUGUAGUGAACAACUAAAUCUGGAUUGUUGUUAUAUCAGUUUUUGUAACAAUAGGCAAAAUAUUGGAUUCUAGAUAUUCAUAUUAAUAAAUAAUACCUCGACGUAGAAAAUAUUAAAACAAUAAUAAAACUGUGCCAUGUAUCUGAGAAGGUAUAAAUGAGAAAAAAACAUUUACAGCUUGCGCGGCGGGAUACGAACAAGUCUUUAAAUUAUUGAAUGUGUUAUUGUGAAGACUAUAUUGAUGUAAGUUUUCAUCUGCUUUUUUGUAUCAUCUUACUUCAUAUCAAAAGAAAGGUUUGUUUGAAAGAAAUACUUCAGUUUCUAAAUAACUUAAAAAUACAGUAAAAAAUAAAAUCUCUAAUAACGCAUUUACAAAUUAAUAUAAGGAUUUUGAAUUUUUAAAUAAUCCGCCAAAAAGUUGUCUUAAUGUCAUGUGGCGUGUGCGUCGUCACAUUACUUAAACAUAUAAAUUAGUGUUAUAAGUUGCAGCAGGGUACACAUAAUAUAUGUAAACAUGAGUUUGAAACUUUAUUACCAAUAUUGUAUAGUGCCUUUCUGUGAAAAUAAUACAAAACAUGCUCCUGAUAAGUUAUUUAUUCCGGUACCACGUCAACCAGAAAUACGGAAACAAUGGUUGGAGCGUGCAACGAGAGAUUGGAAACGACUAUCUUUCAAAACUACAAUGUACUUUUGUGAAGAUCAUUUCGAUUUGCCAAAUGAUAUGAAUAAUUAUAUGGAAUAUCAUAUUAUGGGAUCUGUAUCACAAGUACGUUUGAAACCAGGUUGUUUGCCUAAUAAAUUUGAUUGUCAACCGGGCAGACGAAAACGAACAUGUCACAAUUCAGAACAAUUAGAUAUUUUAAAGAAACAAAGGAAAAUUAUAAUAGAGGAAUGUUUAAAAGAAUCAGACAGGAACAAAUCUGGUCAUACUAAUGGCACUAACUCAGCUCCAGAAGAUACUUCUGUUAAAACUCCAGUUUCGCCCAAAGAAUACAAUUACAAAUUACAAUUACAAACUUUUAGAACACCUGAUAAACCUGCAGGAGCACAUGAAUAUAGUAGUAAAGUUAUUUCUGCCAAUAUAAAGCGAGUGGUUCAAAAAUCAUCAUCGAUUAGCUCUUCACAUAAAUCAGGUUCGACAUCUCCAUGUAAAGUUGAAGCUCCAAAAAAAUUAAAGCCAUCUAGUACCAGUGUUAGCAGAGUAUCAAAGAAAAUAUUAAAGAAAAAAGAACGCUCGAAUGAAAAUAUACAGACUAUAAUUCAUAGAGAAGUGUCACCGUCAAAAACUAGGAAAUAUAAAAGGCCUUCUGUGUCACAAAUGAAAUCAGAGGACACAGAAAACAUUAAGGAUAAUAAUGAAAACCCUUAUAUACCGGCUUCGUCAAGUAUAUUAAAUGAUAUAGCAUCGACUUUUGACCAAGUCAUUGAUAAACUAACUGGACAUAAGAAACAUAGUGAUUCGGUAGAUUUGGUGCCUUCGAUAAAAAUAGCAGAUGAUAUAAAACGAUUGGAAAAAUAUGUGAAAACCGUGGGAAAACGGGUGCACGAAUAUUCGCUUGAAGUAUCAGUUCGAUCAUCAGUAUUAGAUCACAAAUGUCUCAGUUCACAAGAAGAUGAACAUCAACGACUGACAAUAGAAAUAGCUAAGCUGUGUAGCGAAUUGGCAUAUUUAGAAAACCGUUUAAUAAAUCCCAUUACAAAAUAGAUGGCACCAUUUGAAAGCAGGCAUAUUUUUUUACAUGUAGAUGAUAGUCCGACUAUUUUACAAAAAAUCAUUAGAUAAUAUUGAAUUAAUUUUUGAAUUGAAUAUUGAAUUAAAAUUGAUUAAACCAUUUUUUAUAGUAAAAUAUAUUUUUUUAACAA